This is a messenger RNA of Fraxinus pennsylvanica, 1245 nucleotides long. NCBI's taxonomy places the organism in Eukaryota, Viridiplantae, Streptophyta, Magnoliopsida, Lamiales, Oleaceae. The record is from the annotation of a GenBank genome assembly.
AUGGAUUCAUUAAAUUCAGAGCAUGGGCAUAUUGUUGAGGUAGCCAUUGAUGCGCCGGCUGCAGAAAAGGGUUUUGGUGGAAACAAAGUAUGCGGAGAGGCACCGUGUGGUUUUUCUGAUGCCAAGACUAGUUCCAGGGAUGCACAAGAGCGUUCAGCUUCCAUGAGAAAACUUCUGAUUGCAGUUGUGUUGUGCAUUGUAUUCAUGAGUGUUGAAGUUGUUGGUGGUAUUAAAGCCAACAGUCUCGCAAUUUUGACAGAUGCAGCUCAUUUGUUAUCUGAUGUUGCAGCAUUCGCAAUAUCGUUGUUUUCUCUAUGGGCGGCAGGAUGGGAAGCUACCCCACGACAGUCCUAUGGAUUUUUCAGAAUAGAGAUAUUGGGGGCACUUGUUUCCAUUCAGUUGAUAUGGCUUCUUACUGGGAUUCUUGUCUAUGAAGCCAUUUUUCGGCUCACACAUGAUUCAGGUGAAGUUAAGGGCUUUCUGAUGUUUCUUGUUUCGGCUUUUGGAUUACUAGUGAACGUGAUUAUGGCUCUCAUGCUGGGACAUGAUCACGGACAUGGUCAUGCACAUGAACAUGGCCACGAUCAUGGACAUCGUGAACAUGAGCACCAAGAUCAUGGCCAUGAGGAUGACCACUUGCACACCCAUGGAGUGAGCAUAAUCAGCCAUUAUAACCAUCAUGAGGGAGAAACCAAACACGAUGAGCAUCAUCAUAUACAUGAUGAACACCUUGAAGCACCUUUGAUUAAGAGUUCCUCAGAAGCUGAAAGUAAACCAAAAGGUAGCCAUAAACAGAAACGGUGGAAUAUUAAUGUUCAGGGGGCUUACCUUCAUGUGCUAGGAGAUUCCAUACAAAGCAUUGGGGUUAUGAUUGGUGGUGCAGUUAUCUGGUAUAAACCAGAUUGGAAAAUCAUUGAUCUGAUUUGUACUCUCAUUUUUUCUGUAAUUGUGUUGGGCACUACCAUUAAGAUGCUACGCAAUAUUCUUGAGGUUCUUAUGGAGAGCACUCCGAGAGAGAUUGAUGCAACACAGCUUGAAAGGGGUCUUUGUGAGAUGGAGGAAGUUGUUGCAAUCCAUGAAUUGCAUAUAUGGGCUAUUACAGUGGGGAAAGUUUUAUUAGCUUGCCAUGUUAAAAUUCGUCCAGAAGCUGAUGCUGACAUGGUGCUGGACAAAGUCAUCAGCUAUAUCAGGAGCGAAUAUAACAUCAGUCAUGUCACAAUUCAGAUAGAAAGAGAAUAUAUCUGA